Carassius gibelio (silver crucian carp) is the source of this 5007-nucleotide messenger RNA. Its product is annotated as delta-type opioid receptor-like. The record is from RefSeq and is a predicted model, not a curated record. The coding region runs from base 256 to 1407 and encodes 383 amino acids. Lineage: Eukaryota; Metazoa; Chordata; Actinopteri; Cypriniformes; Cyprinidae. Gene Ontology annotation, molecular function: beta-endorphin receptor activity; neuropeptide binding; G-protein alpha-subunit binding. The transcript has 3 exons. Gene Ontology annotation, biological process: G protein-coupled opioid receptor signaling pathway; sensory perception of pain; neuropeptide signaling pathway. Gene Ontology annotation, cellular component: membrane; neuron projection.
CAUAUAUAUGUGACGUCAUUUCGAUGAAUAAAAUGCGAAUACGCGCUAUGACAGACGCUCGAUACAAUUUCACGAGGGUAAUGUAAGAACAGCUGGGACAGAUUCAUAAACAAAAGAGACAUCUAUACUUGCAAGAGCCGCAGACCGUCUGAAGGCAGAACGGUGGGGUUCAGAACACUCCGAAGUCGGACAGGUAUCGAUAUCACAGAACGUGAUUGAUAAACUCGAGCGAAUUUCAGCCUUGCAGCACUUGCCAUGGAGACGAGUGGAAACAUCUCGGACUUACUUUACGCACUUUCUAACCCAGUGAUGUCGAAUAGCAGCGUAUUCUGCCGAAACUUCAGCAACAGCUCAAGUCUCGUGAGCAUGAACAGCUCCAGAUGUGAGAGGACGGCUGAGCUGGACAAAAGCUCAACUCCUGUGAUAGUGGCCAUCAUAAUCACUGCGUUAUACUCUAUCGUUUGUGUGAUGGGACUGGUGGGCAACGUCCUCGUCAUGUAUGUGAUUAUAAGAUACACCAAGAUGAAAACUGCGACCAACAUCUACAUUUUCAACCUUGCUUUGGCAGAUGCCUUGGCAACAAGCACUCUGCCGUUCCAGAGCGUCAAUUACCUGAUGGGUACAUGGCCUUUUGGAGACGUGCUGUGCAAGAUUGUGAUGUCCAUUGAUUACUACAACAUGUUCACCAGUAUCUUUACCCUCACGACUAUGAGUGUCGACCGUUACAUUGCUGUUUGCCACCCGGUUAAAGCCCUGGACUUCAGAACCCCCUGGAAUGCUAAGAUUGUCAACGUGUGUAACUGGAUCCUUUCAUCCGCCAUCGGUCUUCCUGUCAUGGUCAUGGCCUCCACCACUAUUGAGUACCACAGCAGUUCGUUUGGCAUCAUUGAUUGUACUUUGCUCUUUCCCCAUCCUUCCUGGUACUGGGAGAACCUCCUAAAGAUCUGCGUUUUCAUCUUCGCCUUCAUUAUGCCCGUCCUCAUCAUCACCAUCUGUUACGGCUUAAUGAUCCUCCGCCUGAAGAGUGUGCGCAUGCUGUCUGGCUCCAAGGAGAAGGACCGCAACCUCCGGCGCAUCACCAGAAUGGUCCUGGUGGUGGUGGCGGUUUUCAUCAUCUGCUGGACGCCGAUCCACAUCUUCGUCAUCAUCAAGGCUCUGGUAAACAUUCCCAGCUCCCUCCUGCAGACCGUCACCUGGCAUUUCUGCAUCGCCCUCGGCUACACCAACAGCUGCCUCAAUCCAGUGCUCUACGCCUUCCUGGAUGAGAACUUUAAGCGCUGUUUCCGAGAGUUCUGUGUUCCCAGUCCAUCCGUGCUGGACCUCCAGAACUCCACACGCACCAGAAAUCCCCAGCGUGAAGGCCAGUCCAGUGGCCACACAGCAGACAGGACGAAUCAGCAGGUAUGACUAGUCCUGGAAAUGUCAUCACUGGAGUCCCGCAGCCAGCCCAGUGUUGACAUGAGCUCAGAUGCCACACAGAUCACCACCGGUGUCUAACACCUUCACCUACAGGAGCUGUGCCUCUUGAAGCAUCUUACUAGGCCUCCCAGAGCUGUUUCACAAUUUUAGUACCGAGAAAGACUGCUGAAGUGAAUUUCAAUGUGAAAUAUGAAAUAUACUUGAUUUCCGAUCCCAAUGAGCUGAACUUAUAUCAGUAUCAGUGAUGUUCACAGCUAUGCAUCUGACAUAUCUGUUAUGUUAGUCCAACAUUCAAGAACUUUAUAUUAUAUAUCCUCUUAGAGUUGCAUCUUAAGUCUCCUUUAACAUGUAAAUAUUACUUAAAAAGCUAUGAGAAUAAUUAUUUUAUAACUCAUGACAUUGUUUUAUUUGUAGAACGAAGAAAAUGUAUGAAUUCACUUAUGAUCACAGAAAAUGUAAAUGAUGUACUUAACACAAAUGACUGUUGGAUAUGACAUGCGCACUGUUUCUCAGAUUUUCAAUGGACAAUAAGAAAUGCCUCUUGCAACAAUGGAUAAUUUUCAUGCUUCGGUGGUGACACAUGUAUUGUGCUUGUACUCUGAUACAGAUCUCUUGUACUAAUGUAAAUGUCAAAUGUAAAUGUCUGAUUGUCACUCACAUUAAGACAUUUUGAAAAAAUGUAAUGUUUUAUGCUCUAAAUUCCCUUGAAGAUCUCUGUGCAGGUGUUUAUGGAAGUUUUUAUAUACUGUAUGCUGCAUCGUAAAUAAAUCAUUCACACUACAAUAAGUGUUUUGAGAUGGUUAUGAAAAGUUAUGAAACUUUUAUGUGAUACGUCUUGUGUUGUGCCAGUCUUUAAUUGUUGUAGCUCGGAAAAAAAUAAAUCAACAUUAAUUGAUGGGAGAUUUAUAUGCCUUAAGGUCCAUUGAAAUGUCAUUUAAUGUAGCAUUUUUAUAGAGACUGAUUGUAAAUGUGAACCUUUCUAAAGGUGCUGUCAUUUUAACCACUGUUCUUGUAAACUUCCAACCAGUCAUUUCACUUCGCAGAUCAAAAUCACUUACCAGGACUCUUAUUAGUAAGAAAGAAUCCUGGACACAAUAUAAGACUACUGCAGCUGUUUUCAGUUAUCAGGAUCUCUUAUCUAGUUUGAGACCCAUGCCAGCUGUAAGGGGCCAAUAAUUUAGUUCUGUAAAUCUUUGAAAUCAAAUAAUCAUGGCCUUUGAGCUGCCAUUUCGGUCAUUUUGAAGCACAGUUCCCCCCCCCACAUGCAGUCUUGCUGCAACACCCCGGGGAAAUCAAGGAACAGAGAGCUAGUAUGUUCAGGAUUGCUCAGCACAUAACAUAAGGCAUGAGAAACAGCAGAGCACUGGAGAGCAGGCAAGAGGGGGCGGCAGUCAUUCAGGUCAUAAUUGCAGUUCGCAUUUAACUGUGGCCUUAGGGUGCAGGAUAUUUUUCAGCAAUGUGAGAUUAAACCUAACCAAGGAUAUGGAGUCCAUAACAUGAAACCAAGAACAUUUUAAUUGAUUGUCCCGUAUGAAGGAACCAGAGCUUUACAUCAGCUGAUCUCUUUUCAUCCCUCCCACUAGCUAUGAUGAAUACAGCAUAAUUCAAGUUUGACAUGGAUUCUAUAGACUGCAGAGAAAAAAAGUGCCCUGGAGAGUAAAUUAAAUAUAAAGAUUGUGGAUGUAGUAAUUUAGUCGACUGAAUGUAAUCUAAUUAAUUCCAAAAUGGUUCAAAGUGUGCAAGAGCUUAUACACAAUGUUGUGAACCAAAUGAAGAACAACUCUGUUCCUUUGUCAGUAACAUUUUAAUAGGCUCACAGCCCGUGUGUCCCCAAAUUAUAGUAAUACAGUCGGUGCUAAAAUAAAACUAAAGAACUGACUGCCUCCAAGUCAGGUUUGACUUGAAUAACUAAUUAAAUGAAAAUAAAGUUCUAGCAUCAUGCUUUCCUUUCCACUACAAAUGUAAAAUGUAAGCAAUAAUGGUAACAAUUAAAGGCAUAGUCCACUCCAAAAUGAAAAAUCUGUCAUCUUUUAAUCACCCUCAUGUGCACCCUCAUGUUUUUGCCAAUAUAGUGAAAGUCAAUGGGGUCUCAAAAUAUAUUUUUUGUUCCGCAAAAGAAGGCAAGUCAUAAUGGUUUGGAACAACAUGAGGGAGAGUAAAUGAUGAAAGAAAUUAAAUUUUUGGGUGAACCUGUUGCUUUCUAUUCAGAAGCAACACAUUCUAAAUUAGUGGCAAAUUCACAUUAAUUCGUAUGAUCUCAUUUGGACGCUUUUAUUAAUCUUCGGGGUGGACAUUCAUGCUUAGUGUUAGAAAAAAAAUUCUCAUGAGAUCAGGUUGUCUGAAUCCUUUCUCAGUUCAAGCCUUUUCCUCGCCAAGCGUGGUGCACUGUGCUGCUAAAAUCAAUGAGGCUGUCAGAAACGGCUGAUUUUCACACCCCCUACCAUAUGUCAUUAUAUGCCAUAUGUCAAAAAAGAAAACCUGUUGACUUUGAGCCAAUAAUGACUUUUUUUAUUGUGCGGUUCUCAGUUAUCACAUACCCACGGAUCAAACUGACUCUUAUAGGCUACUAUUAAAAGACAAGUGCUCUUAUAAGCCUCUGCUCUCAUCUCUCCUUUCUAAUAAUGUCACACAAUAUAAUGGUGAUUCAAAGAGAAAAUCAUUACUGUGAUCAGGGACACAGAGCUAAAGUGUUUUCAUAGUGGAUGGUUGUACCGCUUAUGAGAAAGCACAAAUAUCCCCGACAGCACACAUACAUUGCAUUAAUGUUUAUGUUUUUAUUGGAAACAUGUAUUUUUUAGACGUUUUACUGAUGCACAAUACAUCCCUAAUAUAUUUCCUGUGACAGUGACAGAUUGGGUGUCAGAAUUAAGUUUACUCAUGUAAUUUCCUUUAAAUUGCAGUAAUGAGACAAAAUGAAACCAAGUGUCUGAUUCUAUUUAUGUCUCGCACCCAUUUUUUUCAAAUAAAUGUAAGGUUUCAAGGUUCUUAAUAAUCUUCAUGGGAUCUGCUUUUUAAAAGUGUUUUCUUGCCAACAGAACAUCUGUUUGAUGUGACCAACAUAAUCUCAAUGAAUGUAACUGGAAGUAAGCUAAAGCCCUUUUGUGUGUGUGUGUGUGUGUGUGUGUAAUCAAUGUCAGUUAAACUGUUUAUUAUAUAAAUAAAAUCAUCAUAUGUCCUUGAAUUAUAACUAUUUUUUAUGUUCUGGAUAUAUGGGUAUGCGAUAUGAUAAUUUUUGUAUGAUAAAAAAUGUCUCCAUGAUCUGCUUUCGAAGACAUAUUGUUUGUUUCGUGCUAGUCCACAUUGGAUUUGAUAGUAGGAAAAAAUGAUAUCAAGCAUGCUGUACUGCCUGUCUACUUCCAUAAAAGCACUUCAGAUUAUGUAAUCAAGCAUUAUCACUUUGUCUUUUUGUCCAAUCUUCAAAGAUAUUUUUGCUUGAAAUCAAAGUUUGUAAUGUUUACAUUCACCAUGUAGCUGCUUGCUUUGGUUAAUGCCUUAUAGCUCUUUUAUGAUUUUUUUUAUUUUUUAUUUUUUUGAAAUCCCUAUGGGGAAAAUACUCAACUGAGGCAAUAAACUGGAUAUUUUGCUGUU